Owenia fusiformis is the source of this 1797-nucleotide messenger RNA. The record is from the annotation of a GenBank genome assembly. NCBI's taxonomy places the organism in Eukaryota, Metazoa, Annelida, Polychaeta, Sabellida, Oweniidae.
AUGUUCAAGAGUUUGUCAUAUAUCAUAGUUCUUGCUGCGAUUUAUCUCUAUUUUACAAAGGAAAGGGCUGAAGACAUUAAUUCGAAAAUACAGGAUGUAUUAGAUAAGGAAUAUGACUAUAUUGUAGUCGGAGCAGGAUCAGCAGGUGCUGUUAUAGCAAGUAGACUGUCAGAAGACCCAAACACCAAAGUGUUACUCCUAGAAGCUGGAGAAGCAUCAAACCCUCUCACAAAGGCACCGCUUGGCUUCACGCUUCUUCAACGAACUAGCAUGGACUGGGAAUACAAAACGGUUCCACAGAAACAUUGUUGCAAAGGCUUGGAAAACUCGCAAAGUAAAUGGACGCGUGGCAAAUUACUUGGAGGUUGCAGUGCACAUAAUGGCAUGCAAUACACGCGUGGUAGUAAAUAUGACUAUGACAUGUGGGCAGAACUGGGAAACACAGGGUGGAGCUACAAAGAUGUACUUCCAUAUUUCAAGAAAUCUGAAACACAGCUUGAUCCAAAAUUAAGCAAAUCAAAAUACCAUGGUACCUCGGGGCCUUUGUACGUAUCGACAGUGGAUGAAGUUGAAUGUGUAAAGUAUGUUUAUGAUGCAGCGGUUGAAGCAGGGCUCAAGACUACAGAGGAUUACAAUGGCGAAGAUCAAUUGGGCUGGAACCCAACUCAAGUAAAUGUAGAUGCCAAUGGAGAGAGGUCUAGCACCGCAACUGCCUUCUUAGAGCCAAAUAUGAACAGAAAAAAUCUACAUGUAGGGACAAAAGCUCACGUCACAAAAGUUCUCCUAGAAGGCAAGAAGGCAGUGGGUGUGACUUACGUGAGGGACCUGGUCAAGAAAAGUGUGAAAGCAAGAAAAGAAGUUAUAAUAUCUGGAGGUGCCAUUGGAUCACCUCACAUUCUCUUACUGUCUGGAAUAGGACCUAAGAAACACCUUGAAGAGCUAGGAGUACCCGUAGUGGCAGACCUACCAGUUGGGGAAAACAUGGAGGAUCAUCCUACAGCAGACUUGCUGACAUUCUUUACCAAAGUUGAUGCCAUUACAGAAAACCAAGCGUUAUCUUUACUUGAAACCUUAAAGUAUAAACUCUUUGGAACAGGUGUAUGGAAGAAUCCAAUAGCAGACAUGAUGUACUUCAUGAGAUCUCCUUACCAGCCAGAUGAUCACAAAUUCCCAUACAUCCAGUUUCAUGUCUUUGGAGCAUUAUGGGGAGGUGGCAAAGGAACGGAUUAUGUAAAAGACAAUAUGGGAUAUACUGAUGAGGUGUGGAAUGCAUUAUACCCAGAUGAGCAAAUGGACGGAAAAACUGGAACCGGUGUCCUUGUCACAUUGCUCCAUUCAGCUACCAAUGGUACAAUUAGGCUUCAGAGCACGGACCCAUUUGAUCAUCCAUUGAUUGAGCCCAACUACCUCAAAAAUUCAGUUGAUGUGAAACAUUUGAUGACAGGAAUAAAGUUAUGGACAGAAAAACUUGCAAAAACAGAUGCAUUCAAAAGGGGAGGCUUUGAACUCAAUAGAAAUCACCAUCCGUUAUGUAAGACUCAUCGAUUUGGCACCGAUGCUUACUGGGAUUGUUUCAUAAGAGCAAACUUGUGGACUACAUACCAUCCAACGUCAACAUGCAGAAUGGGACCAGAAACUGAUAAGAACUCAGUCGUAGACCCACAGUUAAGAGUGAAAGGGAUUGAGAAUCUGAGAGUUGCAGAUGCAUCCAUUAUGCCUCAUGUCGUAUCAGGCAACACCAAUGCGCCAUCUAUUAUGAUUGGAGAGAAGGCUGCAGAUUUGAUUAGACAGUCUUAA